Messenger RNA from Aureobasidium uvarum, 1149 nucleotides. The record is from the annotation of a GenBank genome assembly. NCBI's taxonomy places the organism in Eukaryota, Fungi, Ascomycota, Dothideomycetes, Dothideales, Saccotheciaceae.
AUGGGCGUCGCACUGCUCAGUCUACCGAACGAGGUUUUGAUCGUAAUCAUAGAGCACGCAGACAGUGCUUGCAAGAAAACAUUCCUCGAUCUACGACUUGUCAGCAAGACUCUGGAGCAACUUUGUCAUGAACGGUUUCUCCGCUACCUGGAACUGCUCCGGAUAGAUCCAUCGCAACACCAUAACCUGACGCGAUUGAUGGAGAUCUUGUCAAGUCCCGCACAUGCCCGUGCAGUCAGAGGCGUGGCAUUUGAUUUUGUACGAGACUGGCGUAAUGUGUGGGCCGUCACGCCACUUGUUCAGCAGCUUUUCGACAAAUUAAGCUCCCUCAAUGUCAACCUCGAGCUAAAAUUCAGUCCUUACGGCAGCAACGAAUGGAUCUCAGAGCCGUGCAUUGUCCAUUACAUUGUUGGAAUUGUGAAACAGGUCUUGACAUCUCACAUGUCGGUCGGUCGUCUCAUUGUAAGAGCGAAGGAUUGGGACCCAGAUCUCCAACUCGACAACAUGCUGUGCAGACUUGAGAAGUUGCUCAUAGAUCAGGAAAAGGAGGCACAAGCAUCUUCGGUAAAAUCUCUGGUUGUGGAAUUCACUCAUGGCGAGGUUGUCUAUGAUAGACAACGUCGUUAUCUACACUUCACGCAAGUGACGGCCCAUGAUCUACAUGCGAUCGGUCAAUGGAUCCAGGAGAACUAUCCCGUCGAGCUCGUAUUGACAGGCUGCCAAUUCUUUGUUGAACAGCUGGACGGUGUCCUGUUGCGUACUGCGCCGUCUAGUCCGUUGUCCCGUAUCACAAUCAACAAUGCCCGUUUGAUGCAUCUCACCUCCUUCUUCGGAGGAAGCCAAGCAACAACACCACUUCACAAGCUAUUGUCACACAUUCUGCGGCACUCGAAAAACCUCAACUACCUACAUCUAGAGAACAUUCGAGUUGAAACACCACAUCCACGAACACUUAACUUCGUGGGUGAGAACAGGGUUCACGUGACAGACGAGGUGAAUAUCCGCGAGACACUUACACAUCUGAUGUCACAGCUAGCGGAAGAAGAUCAUCCUGAGGUUGAAAGCGAGGACGUCGAAGACGACGAGGAAGACGAUGAAGAUGGGAGCGCGUGGGGUUAUUCUACUAUCGCUCACGAUUCCUACGAAUAG